AUGAGCGUGUACGCCGUGCAGACGAACGUGACGAGUAUCUGCUCACCGUCCAACCCCGUGCCUCUCGUCGUGAAAGGAACGAUUACGUACGUCUGUAUCAACGUGAACGACGAGUACCGCACGCUCUUCACGCCUGUAGCGGAUAAGUUCACGGUGCUACGCAUCAGCGACUCGUGGAAUGAUACGCGUAUCGGAGCCAACCCAUCAGGUGCUUUCCUCACCGUCUCGAGCCUCAAGUAUCGCACCAACUAUAAGCUCUACUCGUCUGCGUCAACAAAUCGCAUCUCCCCGUACAUGACGGCCAUUAUCUCUGUGAAGAAAGGUGUUGUGCAAGGCGUCAGCUGGGACGAAGGCUGCUAUUUCUGCACAGCAGAGAUGUGUGACUACAACCUGUACUCGAAGCCAGAAGAAUCGGCAACCGGACGGCUGAGCGGACAAGGACAAACGUGUUAUAGCGCUGUGGAGAGCUGCUCGGGUUAUUCAACGAACGCUUCCGAUGCGAGCGUGACUGUCGGUGACGGCAGCUCUGCCGGUUCGAAUAGCACCAGCACCAGCACCAACACCACUGCACAGUGUGAUCUCACGAUCUACGUUGGUUGGACGGGCACGGACAAGAACGGUGAUUAUCUUGGCAGUGCGUCGCUGCGUAUGUCCCAGUUCUCGAAGUAUUCGAUCGGCUCGUUCUUCUCAAACAUCGGUGCUAGUCUUUCUAAGCUCGCUCCAACUAGCCGCUCAGAAGAUGCAAAUUAA
Molecule: messenger RNA, 750 nt
Organism: Phytophthora sojae
Lineage: Eukaryota; Oomycota; Peronosporomycetes; Peronosporales; Peronosporaceae
Exons: 2
Coding region: 1-750 (249 amino acids)
Source: RefSeq, a predicted model, not a curated record